GCUUAAUAAUAACAUAAAUGUGUCAUGUAAUGACUAAUUCUUAUGUUAAUUCUUACUAGCUACUUGCAGUAUUUCAAGAAGGUACCUCGCAGACUCUUCAUCGUCCAGCUCAAAAUGGUGGAUAUGGGACAAGUGCGUCAUCAGUAGGAACAGCAAGUCCAGACCUCUCCCAGCAUGAAGAUGAGGCUCCAAAAUAUAUAGAGGAACCGCCGCUGAAACCAUAUACUUCAAUCAACAAUAAUAAGACUGAAAACACCAAUGGUGAAAUCAAGACUGUAUCCAGGGUAAUAAAAAGCCCUCCACCGCCAGUUCCACCUAAACCUGUAAGACAUAUCAGUGUGAACAGUAGCAGGACCUCUUACAUCGAAUCGACACCAGCAUCAGAAGAUUCUGGAAUAUCUUCACAGGAUGAUCGAUAUCGAAUAAGUUCGGAUUCAUCAAAGUCUGAAACAACUGAGAAUGUAAUAGUGAAACCCACAAUUUACAGGACAGGAGAGGCAACAUUUGUUGCCAUAGGGACGCCUGUUAAACAGGCAAUGUAUAAUGGUCAUGCUAACAUGGACAGAAGACGUUUUUCAUCAACAAGCUCUGACCAUGCUGAUAAUGAACACAGUAAUAGUGAAGUGGAAGAAGAAACAUUUUCAUUGGGUAGGAACAGUACACGGAAAUCUAUGUUUGUAGACAGCCCUAUGCUGGACAGAUGGGCAGAGCUACAGGAGGAGAGAAUGUUUGUGAAUAAUAACCAUCAAGAGGAGCCAGUGAGUACGGUAACAUCACCGUCAGAGCCAAGCUCUAAUGAACCAGACUUUGCCACUAAAUAUAAUGAUGAUCAGCACUCGGAAAGCUCAGAGAGUAGUGGGGAACCUGAUAUGCUUAUGAUUGAGUUAAAACGCGAGGAUCCUCUAGAGCCAUUAGGAUUCACAGUAGCAGGAUACAGAACAGCAGAUAGCAGGGAACUUGGUCUCAUUGUUCGUAAUAUUUCACCCUCCGGCUGUGCGGCAAGAGAUGGUAGACUUGAAAUUGCUGAUAGGAUUGUUGAGGUUAAUGGAUGGAGUCUUUUGGACAUGCCAAAUGAAAGAGCAGAGGAGCUGUUUGCUGCUGCUAUCAAGGCGCCUGUGGUCAACCUUGGUGUGUCGCGUUCACAUUCAUUUGUUCCUGGACAGAAGAGUGACGCACAACAUGAAGGGGAAGUCAUACAAGCUCGGCCUGCACCAGAAAAUAGCCAAUCAGAGCCUCAGGAGCAAUCACAGAGAGAAGUAUUACCUUUAACACCUCAAUCACUCGUUGGUUCACCUUCGAUUCCUGAUAGCAGCUUCAAGAAAGUUAACAAGAGAAUUCUUAUUGAACUAAUGAAAGGAAAUGACGGUCUUGGAUUUAGCAUCACAACACGUGACAAUCCUGCAGGAGGGAAUACUCCCAUAUUUGUGAAGAGUAUCUUGCCUAAAGGUGCUGCUAUUGAAGGCGGCCAGUUAAAAGCUGGUGAUCAAAUUGUGGAGGUAAACGGGCAGAAAAUGGCCGGCAAAAGCCAAGCGGAAGCCGUGAAUACUCUUCGAGGCACCAGAGGUCUGGUGACGAUUCUAGUUCAAAGAGAAGAAGUGGUUCAAUCUCCCCGGACGCCCGCUAUAGAGGUCAAUGAAGACAGCUUGCGCCAUUUUAGGGAAGAAGGUCUCCAAGUACUUACAUUCAAAAUUCCUUUGGACCUGUCUGGCGCGGCAGGCCUGGGCGUGAGUGUAAAAGGCAAGUCACGUGCUACGUCUCAACAAGGUCGCGACAGUCCUCAAGACAAAGGCAUCUUUGUCAAGUCUAUUAUUCCAGGGGGUGCUGCAGCCAAGGAUAACCGUCUAUGCCCAGACGACCAGCUCCUCCGUGUGAACAAUAAAUCCCUGGUGGGUUUAACGAACCAAUCGGCAAUGGAGACUCUGAGACUUGCUAUGCAAUCCACGAGACCCAAUCAGGCUUUCAUUGAUGUUACCAUAGCGCGUGAACAAGACGAGACCAACCCACCCCCCGGGGAGUUACUCCAGAGCAGGUCCCUUGAGGAGCUGAACGCGCCUGAUCAAGAGAGGCCCAUAGAAGCAGUGUCUGUGGAGGAGCCACAGCGCAGUACCUCAGAAACUGAUGGCGGUGUUCCCAAUAAAGAACGACAUCCAAGUAGCGAGGAAGAUCAGUUUAACGAGUCAAUCACCAAUAAAAAUCUAACUCCUAUUCGUGCGAGAAAUGCCGUGCAUCGUAACGACUCUUACUGUGUGGCCGUCAACAAGAGCCAGAGUCCUGGAACCCAGUUCUACAGUCCUUUCAGGCAACGCCCAGUUCAUCGCCUUAGUCCCCUGGCCAUGGGAAAUAACCGGGCGCAACCCCUUGCUCCAAGUUCACUAGCAAUAGCAUCGCCGUCAGGAGCUUCUACUUCAUCUGCAGAAAAUGUUCCUGCAGGAAGACCCACUAGCACUGUUGCCAUACCAACGCCUCCUGUAGGUACCACCGACGAGAGGCCCUCGGGACCUGGUAGCCCUUCACAGGCAACUGUUAAGCUACCACCGCCUCUGCCCCCACCAAGAUGGGACUCGGCAGCAGAUAAUUACCGUUUGCCAGCGGGGCUCCAAUUAAGGCUCAAAAUGCCAGACCCGCAAAGAGCCCAGGAACAAAGAGACCAGGAAGGAGGGAGCAAUGCUAGCUUGCCCAGUACUCCACCCCCACCCGCUCAGUUUACGAACCAGUCGCCCACGACGGAAUUCCCUCCUUCAUAUGACCAGGCGGUAGCCCGCCUUGGAAGGUCUCCACACGCGUCCGUGAGCUCGGAACCUACGACACCGAGUAAAACAUGGACAGAAGACAGUGUUGAAAAUCCGAUCAUCGCUCCUCCUAGUCCGUUUUCCUCCGAAGAUGGCAAUCCAUUCCAAAGAGACGGAUUCGGACGCCUGUCCAUGUCGGAGAAAAGAGGCAGAGCGGCCCUGGACGCUAGGCAGUCGGAGUACUUCAUAAAACGAGAUCAGGAGAGAAAUGAAACAGAUAACUCAGAGGAAGGCGAAGUCGAAGAGGAAGAAACUAACCCAACUAUACAACAGCAUCCUCUUAGAAGGGCCGACUCGGAAGAUCAGCUGCGGCAACAGUUCGAAGAUGAUUCCAGAGAAGAAAUACGGACUUCUCCUUAUGGCCGGAUGCAAAAGAGCCGUUCAACUGGGCAGCUAAAACUUGUAGGAAUCAAAAACGUCAAAGACAAAAAAUCAAAAAGCAAUGACAACCUGAGUUUCACUAGUGCUGUGGAAAAUGCCAACCGAUCUUAUCCAGGUGACAUCCAGAAUGGUCACGCCAGGUUUAGUCCGUCUGAAGAGGAAGUACCCAUCACAAUGAAAAGUAACGCGGACUUCAGUGCAGUGCAACAGAAACUUGCUGCGAAAAAGCCUUUCUACAAAGGAAUCAGUUCUGUGUUUAAGAUCGGCAAAACCAGGCGCGGAGAUUACAAUCUAUCAGACAGUGAUGGGUCGGCCUUCAAGCACACGUACAACAGAGAAGCUCUCAUCGACUUUCCAUCCGAACAGAGAUACCGACAGCUUGUCAAUCAUUACGGUCAGGAGAAACCCUCAGAGCGCUCCAACACGCUGCCGACACGCAGCCGAAAGAAACACGAAGCCAAAGAAAAGGCGCUCGAAGAAAAACGACCCGUGCAGACGAUGAAAGUCGGAAGAGUGACAGUUACUCCGCCCACGAGGGUUUGACGCACGUGGCUUACAACCUUGAGUAACAGUUACUAUGGUAUCUGUGUUCAUACGUUGCUUAGAGUCCUGAGUGACGGUUGCUAAGGGACACCGAGCACAUAACGUGUCUUUAUCUACAUGUCAAAUUUUCUUCGCGUAUUUCGUCUGGAAGAGAAAUGACGGUUUUUUUAAUCGAGGAAUGCGUCACCGCCCUGGUGAUUUAAGAUUAAUGUUAUUUUUCCGUCUCAGGACACCCAUCUAUGAAUCCUGUGGGUUAUUAAUCGCUUUGGGAAAGUGGGAUUUCGCGAAACAAAAUUCUUGCAUGAAAAGGAUCGUUUAUUGAGUGUCAUCGUGUAUCAAAAUGAUGAAAAAAAGCUUUAUACAUGAGGUGACUCCAAUAACAAUCUAAUGUACGUCCUUAAUGUUCUGUGCAGCCAGACGUAAGAAUUAUCUUUUCCUACAGCACUUAAAACACGCCCAGGCGAUAUUAAGCUUAAUUUAUCGCAAUGUAUUUGUAGAUUUGUUUCCUAAAGAGCGAUUAUUUUUUGAAACAAAAAAAGAAAAUCCAAUAUUUUGCUCGUCGUUUUUGUAAAAUACCUCAAAAGCAUAUCUUACCUUGUAGUGUAUAUAUACGCCGCGUUUAAUUAAUUAGUUGAAUAGUAGGUUUUGAUAGAAUUAUGUCCAAUAUAUACAUAUAAUUAGCUAGGUUUGUAAUAAUUGUUUUCAGUUGCGGUUACCCGAGAGUAAUUAAACUCAUUUAUGAAAAUUGUUGGCCAUACUCUACCUUAAACGAUCAGCUGUGCCGACAUUAAACGGUUGUUUUGUAAUCA
Messenger RNA from Orbicella faveolata, 4522 nucleotides. RefSeq lists its product as uncharacterized. Gene Ontology annotation, biological process: establishment of cell polarity; intracellular protein localization; establishment of centrosome localization. The record is from RefSeq and is a predicted model, not a curated record. Gene Ontology annotation, cellular component: apical junction complex; adherens junction; apical plasma membrane. Gene Ontology annotation, molecular function: phosphatidylinositol binding; protein binding. NCBI's taxonomy places the organism in Eukaryota, Metazoa, Cnidaria, Anthozoa, Scleractinia, Merulinidae.